Messenger RNA from Coffea arabica (coffee), 1096 nucleotides. The record is from RefSeq and is a predicted model, not a curated record. NCBI's taxonomy places the organism in Eukaryota, Viridiplantae, Streptophyta, Magnoliopsida, Gentianales, Rubiaceae.
CUCCGCCGUCUUCUUUCUUCUUCCUCACCUCAGUGGCUCCGUCCCUAAUUCCCUAUUCCUUAAUCCCCAUUCCUCACCUCAAUCCCUAAUUCCAAUUUCAAAUCAAACCCAUUUGGGUUGCUAACUCCAGCAGUCCAGCGUCCAGCCGUUUCAUUUCGCUGUUGCUAACUCCACCCAUUUGUUGUCAAAUCAAACCCAUUUGGAUUGUGCAGUCGGUGCAGCCGUGCAGCGAGCGGAAGCUUGGACCUUGAAGCAGGUGCAGUUGUGCAGCAGGUCAGCCCAUAACCCCACUUGAAUCUUAUUCGAAUCGAGUCUUGUCAGGGAAAGAUUCCUCUAAUGCAAAUAGUGCAGAACAAGAUUUGGUAAGAAUGGAAGCCGAUCCUCAAAACUCACACAAUAUUAGUGAGGAAGGUAAUGAAACAAUAAAUCAAGAGGCUAACGAUGACCAACAAGCUGAAAGUAGAGAAGAUGGAGAUGGAGAAAGUGGGCAGCUAGGUACAAAGGAGGCUGAAGAAGGCAAAAGAGCAAAAAAGUCUAAAGCUUGGGAUGACUUUCGAGAAGUUGUAGUAAAAGGAAAAAGAAAGGCAGAAUGUAUUCACUGCCUAACUAAAUUAGCCCGGACUAUAACAGGAACCACUUCUAGUAUGAUAAGACAUAGCAACAGUUAAAGAUUCAUUUAAGACAAUUAUCACAAGCUUCUCAACAAUCAAUGCUCAAUUUUCCACCGGCUGAUGCGGCUGUAUUUCCUAUUCCUCCACUACAUUCUGGGAAGUUUGAGAUGGAGAUGAUGAGGGAGGCAGCUGCUAAAAGGGUGUUGAUGCAUGAACACCCAUUUAGCUUUGUAGAGGAAGAGGGAUUCAACUACAUGCAGAAACUAGGGAUGCCGGAGUGGAAAAAAUUUACUCUUAAUACUUAUGGAGCUGAUUGUGUGAAGAUUUAUGAAGCUGAGAAAAAGAUAUUGAAAAAUCAGUUGAAGGAUGUUGAGAAAAUAAGUUUAACCACUGAUUUGUGGAAGUCCAAGAACCAGAAGAUCGAGUAUAUGGUGAUCACAGGCAAUCGAGGAGAUCUCCAAGAGGAACUCGGAGCGGACUCCUAA